Molecule: messenger RNA, 6981 nt
Organism: Poeciliopsis prolifica (blackstripe livebearer)
Lineage: Eukaryota; Metazoa; Chordata; Actinopteri; Cyprinodontiformes; Poeciliidae
Gene: braf
Product: B-Raf proto-oncogene, serine/threonine kinase
Exons: 19
Coding region: 72-2420 (782 amino acids)
Biological process (GO): protein phosphorylation; signal transduction
Cellular component (GO): plasma membrane; mitochondrion; cytosol
Molecular function (GO): protein kinase activity; ATP binding
Source: RefSeq, a predicted model, not a curated record
UCCCCCUCCUGUCCUCAGCACCAGCCUGCCUUUUCCUCUAUUAUUUUCCACUCUGCUUCUCGCAGUUUAAAAUGGCGGCGUUGAGCAGCGCCGAGUCUCCACCGCCCGUCUUCAACGGAGACGCCACGGAGCGGGAGCCGGGAAGGGAGAGCGGCCUGGAGGAGCUGGGCCCAGGCUUGGACUCUUCGUGCUCCUCGGGGAUUCCCGGAGGUCCGCAGGAGGAAGAGAUCUGGAACAUCAAGCAGAUGAUAAAGUUGACACAGGAACACUUAGAGGCUCUGCUGGAGAAAUUUGGAGGCGAACACAAUCCUCCCUCCAUAUAUUUGGAGGCAUAUGAAGAGUACACCAGUAAACUGGAUGCCCUGCAACAGAGGGAGCAGCAGCUACUGGAAGCCAUGGGGAAUGGCACAGACCUCUUCUGCACCACUUCCUCUAUGUCAAGCCUGUUGGAGGUCAAGAUGGGAGGUGAUGGAGUUGGAGGUGGAGCUCAGGCCCUUCCCUCAGUCCCCAACUCAUUAGCAGUCCUGCAGACACCCACCGAUACUGGGCGGUCCAAUCCACGCUCCCCCCAGAAGCCUAUUGUUCGUGUGUUCUUGCCAAACAAACAGAGAACAGUGGUCCCAGCCCGCUGUGGGAUGACUGUGAGGGACUCACUGAAGAAAGCUCUGAUGAUGCGGGGUCUCAUUCCAGAGUGCUGUGCAGUCUAUAGAAUACAAGAUGGAGAAAAGAAGCCUAUUGGCUGGGACACAGACAUCUCCUGGCUGACUGGAGAGGAGCUCCACGUGGAAGUGUUGGAGAAUGUGCCACUUACCACACAUAACUUUGUGAGGAAGACCUUCUUCACAUUGGCCUUCUGUGAUUUCUGUAGAAAGCUGCUGUUCCAGGGUUUUCGCUGUCAGACCUGUGGCUACAAGUUCCAUCAGCGCUGCAGCACAGAGGUUCCUCUCAUGUGUGUCAACUAUGACCAGCUAGACUUGCUGCUUGUAUCAAAGUUCUUCGAGCAUCAUCCGUUCAGCCAGGAAGAGGUCUCCUCAGAGGGAACUACACCCGUGUCUGAGCUCUGUCCAUCUCUCCCCCCAUCGGACUCCACCGGCUCUAUAUACCACACUACAGUGUCCCCGUCCAAGUCCAUCCCCAUUCCAAAUAGUUUUCGGACCAGUGAGGAAGAUCACCGCAAUCAGUUUGGUCAGCGAGAUCGUUCGUCCUCCGCCCCCAACGUCCAUAUCAACACCAUUGAGCCUGUCAACAUUGAUGAUCUUAUUCGUGAUCAGGGCUUGCAGAAGUCAGAUGCAGGUUCUACCACUGGGCUGUCUGCCACACCUCCAGCAUCUCUUCCUGGCUCACUGACCAAUGUCAAAGCACCACAGAAAUCACCAUGCCAACAAAGGGAACGCAAGUCUUCGUCGUCGUCUGAAGAUCGCAAUAAAAUGAAAACAUUGGGUAGAAGAGACUCCAGUGAUGACUGGGAGAUUCCAGAAGGUCAGAUCACUCUGGGUCAGAGGAUAGGCUCUGGAUCCUUUGGAACUGUCUUUAAAGGAAAAUGGCAUGGUGAUGUGGCUGUGAAAAUGCUGAAUGUCACUGCUCCCACUCCACAGCAGCUUCAGGCCUUCAAGAAUGAAGUGGGCGUCCUCAGAAAAACGCGUCACGUGAAUAUCUUGCUGUUCAUGGGUUACACAACCAAGCCCCAGCUGGCCAUUGUGACCCAAUGGUGUGAAGGCUCCAGUCUGUACCACCAUCUUCACAUCAUUGAAACCAAAUUUGAGAUGAUCAAGCUGAUUGACAUCGCCCGGCAGACUGCUCAGGGCAUGGAUUACCUACAUGCCAAGUCCAUUAUUCACAGAGACCUGAAGAGCAACAAUAUUUUCCUGCAUGAGGAUCUGACUGUGAAGAUUGGCGACUUUGGUCUAGCCACAGUCAAAUCUCGCUGGAGCGGCUCCCACCAGUUUGAGCAAUUGUCUGGGUCAAUACUUUGGAUGGCUCCAGAAGUGAUCAGGUUGCAGGACAAGAAUCCCUACAGCUUCCAGUCAGAUGUGUAUGCUUUUGGCAUUGUGCUCUAUGAGCUCAUGUCAGGAGCUCUGCCCUAUUCCAACAUUAACAACAGAGACCAGAUUAUCUUCAUGGUGGGUCGAGGUUACCUUUCUCCAGACCUGAGCAAGGUCCGCAGCAACUGUCCUAAGGCCAUGAAGAGACUAAUGGCAGAUUGCUUGAAGAAAAAGAGAGAAGAGCGACCUCUCUUCCCCCAGAUUUUGGCAUCCAUUGAACUGCUGGCUCGUUCAUUACCCAAAAUCCACCGCAGCGCCUCUGAACCUUCCUUAAAUCGAGCAGGCUUUCAGACGGAAGACUUCAGCCUGUACUCCUGCGCCUCACCUAAAACUCCUAUUCAAGCCGGAGGUUAUGGGGAAUUUUCUGCAUUCAAGUAAUUACAGCCAGCACAAUAGUCCAUCUCUCAUCACCUUUCAAAUGUCUUGUCCUCUUGCAAUGGAUUCAUCUAUUCCUGGAAAAUAAUAAUAUUAAAAAAAACGGUCUUGAAGAAUGUGCAACUUUCUUCCUUGGCCUGCCAUAAAGGAGAUGCAUCCACUAAAGGUUCUUUCACAACAAAACCAGACAGAUAAGGGAUUGAAGAAAAACAAGAUGCAAGAUUUUUGGACAAAAUUGGUUUUCGAUGAAAAGCCCUGAACUCCAUAGAUCAGUUUGUAACUUUGAAGCAAAGCUGAAAUUGUUCUGGCAGCUGAACUGAUGGACAGCACAGCCGUGCCAGAUGAAGACACCUCUUGUCUGCCACUAGUCCCCCAAAUGAAACCAGUGUGAUUUUCUUGAAGGAUGUUAACAUGAACAUUGUUUUUCACUUCUCACCCUUUCAUAUUAUCGCUACCUUUUGCUUAGAGCACUGUCCAUCUGAAAAGCCAUUUUAGAGGAAAAAUUGCUCGGAAUUGUGCCACAGGCUGUCUGGUGUUUCUUUGACUCUUUGUGAUCUUAAUUCUGCAACAGAAAAAAUACUGUUUUGCCCUCACGUUUGGACUAUGCCAGUGAUAAGAAACAGAAACUCAAAUCUAGAGUUUUUGUUAUUUUUGAAAGAAUUUCCAACUCCUCUGUAAACUUGCUGGUCAGUUUCUCGCAGCAGAUUCUAUUAGUCAAAGUUCUCGUGCAGAUAAUUUCCUUCUACCUUUUAUCCGACUUUGGGAUUAUCUAGCCUCGUUUCCCAAAGCAGUCAGAAGCCCUCCAACUAACUGAACCAUUCAUCAUUCUGGAUGAGACAUUUUUGAAGUAUCUACACUGCAGAAGCUCCUCCACACUAUCCCUCGAUUCAAACUUUCCAUUCAUUCAUUCUCGAUGACUCCUGUUUACUUUGAAUGAGAAUGUUCGUAAGAUUGAUGAAGGGAAAAAAAGGCAGGAAAAUUCAAAUAUUUUGUUAAGUCGUAUCAGUACACCAAGUUAUAGUAUCCCAAAUUAAAAGCGGGAGGGUUUAUGUAGAGAGUGAAUGAAUGAACACUGAAUGCAAGUCUCGUGUACAGUGCUGAUGGCCUCUUUGGGCUUCCAGAUUGUUUCCCCAGGUAGUCACCAUCUCUUCCUUCCUCCACUGAAUGAAAAAGUUCAUUCAGUGGAAAUUUACACUCUUUAAAUUUCGGACCCAGCUUUUUGUUGCCUAUGAUUGAUGGCUAAGAGUGUUAUCUGCAUAAUAAUCCAGGUCUCUAACCUUCUUUUUUAUUUUCUCUAUACAAUGCUCCAUCAUUCAUGUCAUUGUGUGUUGAAGGAUUGAAGGCGUUAAUAUUGGUUCCUUGAAUUUUGUUUUUAUUGUUUUCCUUCUACUAUACAGGCAGGCCUGCAGAUUUUGACAUAUUUAUAAUAGUUUUUUCUUUGUUUUUUGAUAGCUUUAUACUCACAAUAGUUCAGUCUUUCUUUUAAUGCUUGUUUUAGUCAUUGUGACCUGUGUAUUUGCACUUUGUAGAGCGACUAAGCAAUUGGCCUUUGUUUUUCCUCUUACCUGAAGAAUGAGUUACAAUCUGAAAAGCAGAUGAAUCUUGAUUUAAGUGCCACUUAGUCAUCUACAGAAACAGAAGUGUGGUGAAUAUUGAGUUGCACACACUCAGAAAUGGUGUUUCAAAAAGUGAAGUCUAACAUAGCACAAAAAGCUUUCAACCUUGAUCUUGAUCCAUCUUACCCGUUACUUGCACUUUUCUUUUUGUUACUUUCCUCUGAGCUUUGGUUCUCGUUCCCUCAUCAAAUGUUUAUAGUUUUUCUGGCUGAAUUGGAAUAAACUCCAUUAAGCCACCACAGGACUAUAAAACAUCUACAGGAUUAAUGCUAUAUGCUCUUGUCUACGCAGUGCUGCUAUCUUUCGUUGCAAACUACCCAGCAGAGUCCAGAACUGUGAUUGGUGUAGAUACUAAAUGGAACAGCUAGCAGUCUGAGCCACAGAAUUGAGGGGCAAAUGGAGCAACAAAGCUAAAAAAGCAACAUCUUUUAUAAAAAGGAUCAUGUGAUACUCUCUGACUAGAGAUCUAUAACUAGAAAAAAAAUUUCCAACUUAUUCCCAUUGCAAAAAUCACAUAUCAGUGUUUGAAUCACCCUAACAUGAACAGCAUCCUCAGAGAGAACACUGAUUAACGAGUCUGACCAACUUUCAAAAAUACAAAAAAGCUUUUUAAUUUGUCUGUCAUCAUCCAGCUGUGGGAUAUGACUGAGAAUGUUUCAGGUGUAGAUGACCUCCAUGAAAUAACAUUAUGAAAGGUUGAUGGUGGAAGCUAAAUAUAUUUUAAGCUAGGAAAUCUUGAAAGAAUAGAAGCAGUGGAAGUAAAUCAUGCAUAUUAUUCAAAGCAGAUAUAGAACUGAAAAUCUACUUCCUACACAGUCAGAGCCUUUGGAACCGAUAUGCAGGUCUAUACCUUGGUAAUGUCAUGUGGGCCCACAGGGGCACUGUUGUCUGACAGAAAACACGACAUGCUCUCUGGCUAUGCAGGACAAGGACUUACUGAGCUCUCUCACUAAACCCAAAGAUCCUCAGAAACAUGAGUGAUCUUUAUGAAAGUGAAUGAAGAGGAAAAAUUUGUCCUGUUCAAGCUUCUUCUCUUUGUUGUCAUUGGCUAUGCUAACUAUCCUGAGCAUUCAUGGCAGGCUCUGUGGUAGUGAACUAAUUGUAGUGUAGAACUAGCUGUAGCUCAUCUGCCUUCUACUAAGGCACAUGAGCUUAUUUUUUUCAGAGUAUCUGUCCAUACAACAAAUAUGUAAAACACAGUAUCAAUAUUUCACCUGACAAUUAGAUGCAUCAGCAUCUAUUCCGACCCAAAGUCUUUGAUCAAAAUGAACGAGGGACUGAUUAUCUAUGUUCAUCACGGUUUUAAGUUCCCUACCACCUGCGCCAUUAGCUUGAAGUGGCAUUCAGGACCAAAUUAUGUUCUGAUGAAAAACAAAACUGUUGAUAGUUAGGGCAGGGUGUCAGUAUCCUUAAACUGUUUACAUAUUUUAAUGUUGCCAAGUUGAACCAUCAUAAGAAAAACAUACUUAUGAUGGUCUGAAUCUUGAAUCAGAAUGAAAGAGGGAAGACUUUAAGAAAGUAUUGUUACUUCUUCAUAUGAAGCAGGAUGUUUCAGGUAACUGUUAUUGGAUGAAUGUGCUUGCAUAGAUCCAUGCACAUCAGAAAAACAUUACUGGUCAAAACCAGAAUAGUAAUUACUUUCUAGUGAAUGCUGCCAGAAUGUUAUUAUUUUCAAUAGUAGUUUUUGACACAGUCAUUUGCUGCUACAGGAAAUACAGGCAGACUUGGUUUACAGUAGCGCAUAUUUAAUUUAGUGGGUAGGGUGUCUGUCGGUUAGAUCUUCAAGCUACUGAAUCUCAUUCAAGUUUUUGUUUCUUCAUACAAUAUAAAGACUAAGUUAUUACUGUCAUAUUGGCUGGUUAUUGUCUAAGUGUAGUUUUAUUUUGUUACUCCUCAGAUGCUUCAGAUCACUUUUCUGACCAAGCUUUUCUACAAGUUCAAGUUCUAAGUUCAAGACUGAAGGUAUGGUUUUUAAAUAACCAUUUUGAAAUUGUGGAGGAAAAUUAAACUCAAAACAUUGGCUUUUUUUAUCACUGUCCAUUACCAUCCUUCUUUUGCAGUCAAAGUGAAGUCAAAUAAGUGAAAAUAGCUUUCUGUGUCACUGAGCAGCUAAUCUCUGUGAAGCACAAUUGUGUUGAGCUGAAUUGAGAUACACACAUCCAAUUAGAACAGUCUAAACAGAAAGAUAUAUCACAUCUUGUAUACACUUCACAAACGUGUGUGUUUUGCUCUUUACCUCGUAAAGUGUUUGACCCAAUUUAAGAUCAUAACUGCGGUAAAACUAUGAGCUCCUAGUUGACCUUUGUCCGAGUAUAGCUUUUGUUCUUGUCCCGAGGUUUUGGAAGCAUCCUUCAGUGUUUGUAUUUUCUACAGCUGCUUACAUACUAUGAGACCUGAGGAAGCAAGAGCUGUUUUAAUUUCUGUCAUGUUACUUUUUUUUUGCAAAUAUAAUGGAUAUCGGCAAAGCUUUCAAAUUACAUGUCAAUCUACGUUCCUACCCUCAUCUAUUAUCAUAAGCUUUGUGUAAUGACCAAGAGAACAAGAUACAAGCACCCAAAAUGAGAUAAGUGGGAGAAAAUGAAUGGAUACAUCAUUCUGGGAGUAAAGAUUGACUCUGACCCACUUUCAGUUUGGUCUUUUCCAUAUCUUGUGUUGUUUUUCUUAAAGAACUCCCGACUGUCCUUCUAGCUUGCACCUUUAGUUAAUUUCAAGUGUGACCUUUACAGCUAUUUUUUCAUCUGUAAAUAGUUGUAAAAAGAAUAUACCGUCAGUUUGCUAGAAGGCAUGGAGAAUUUAAAUGUAACAAAUUCAUUGAUGCUCUAAUCUAAGACAUUUUGAUGAGAUAGUAGUGUAAAAAAUAUUUAAAGUUGUAAAUAUAGGGGGAAGGCUUUAUGUAUUAGUUGUGAAUAUGAAAAACUGAUAUAUUAAAGACAUGCAUGAACGUACAA